GCAUAUCGCUCUAACCAAAUGGAUUAAAGUUAGGUCUACUGACUGUAUCACCUGGCUAAUUAAUUCAAUUUUGGAACAUAUUGCUUCAUGAAUCUGCAGAUCUAUCAAACAGUUGGCAGCAUUGGACCGAAUCCUGUAUGGAGUUUGCUGCUGCUAUGCGGAAUGUCGUCUUCAUCUCGUUUCUACUCAACGCCGUCUUCAAGGCAGCCGUCAUCGCGGGUACAGAGACUGAGAUCAUCUGUGAGGGGCAGAAUGGAGUUAUUGACUGUGGUGUGGAUAUUAUCAGUAUUUCUUCCUCUGUCUAUGGGCGGACCGACACCAACACGUGUGCCGAGGAUGAUUCCAACACCAAUUGUGUCUUAGAUGUGGCCCCUGAAUUGGCUUACUGCAAUGGUCAAGCACAGUGUUCGAUUGAAGCCUUAAACCUUUCUUUUGGAGAUCCAUGUCAAGGAGUCCUCAAGUAUCUGAAUGUCACAUACAUCUGCAAAGAUUCUGUCUGUGAAGCUGAUUGGGUCCAUAAUAAUGGAAGCUGUUACCUGUUCCAUGAAGAACGGACUACUUGGGAAAGCGCCAGAGAAUUUUGUCUAGGACUUGGUGCUGACUUGGUCAGCAUACACAGUGCAGAGGAGAAUGCAUUUGUAAAUGAUGGAAUUUCAGGUAAUGCAUGGAUAGGAAUAACUGAUCAGGAAAGCGAAGGAGUGUUCUCGACAUUUACAGAUGGAACUCCAAUAGACUUCCAAAAUUUUCCUGGUACCGCUUCCAGUCAUCAGGGUGAAGCAUAUGAUUGUGCUUUUAUAAAUCUUACACAUGGACAAUGGUCUUGGAGGGACUGCGAAAAUCGAUACCUUGCUGUGUGCAAACAUGUCUCUGCCAUCACCAGCACCAUUCACCCUAUUACAACUCUACAUACCACUCCAUCAGUGACAACAACACCAGCAAUUCAAGAGAUUGUUCCUACACCAUUUAAUGGCACACAGUUGCAGGCAACGACCCAACCUUCUACAACAAUUAAUAAUGAUGAAGUGCCAUCUUGUGAUGCUACAAGUGCAACCAACAUAGGAUCUAGUUAUCUAUGCAUAGAGCUUUUUCUUCUUCCCGAUUAUGUGUCCAGUAUUGACAACAUCUUCAGGGUGAAUGACACCGUCAUUGCGAUGGCAUCUGUUCUGGGGUCCUUUCAACCGCUGUCAUCUGAAAUCGUGUGGUCCAUCACAAACCAUCUAUCAGGCGACCCGGUUCAAUACACAGUCUACUCUGAAGAUGCAGUGCUCGUCCUGUUCACCACGACUUCAAUCUUCACCAUUGAAGCGACGGCUGUCGGGACUGACUCUCAAGACCUUGCAGCUACCGCAUCUGCAGCGGUACUUCCCGCAAUCCAGAUCCUCUGCCCAACUCAUGUCUAUGCAAGCAGGGAGGUUUGGUGCGCUCUCCUAACAGACAGUGUUGUCACGCAUUCAAACUAUACCUUUUGUUUUGACAGCUCCGAGGACUCCUGCUCAAUAGCCAAUCCAAGAUCAUGGUCUUUGGAUGACGUCCCUUAUGAGUUGAUGGACAGGGUUUCUGUUAUGGAUGGGUUUCUUGCUAGCUUUCUUAAUCACACAUAUUCAGGAGUUGGGUCUUACAUGGUGACUGCCGAGAUAUUUCAGACUUUGGCUACAGCAGUUGAAGUAAAUGUGACUGUAGACCAUGAGUGCAUCAGCAGCCUCAGGAUGGUGAAGGGGCAUGGCAACACCACCCAUCCUGCUGUGUUUCUCAGAGCCUCAGAGAUCGCCAUCUCGGCCCACAUUGAACUGGAUGAAAAGUGCAUUGGCCCCAUGACCUCUGACUUCAAGUGGUGGAUAUUCGCAUCUACUGUAGAUGAUGUAGUGAUUGCUUUUGAAAAGACCACACAUACACCUCAAGUGACAAUUCCAAGCGGAACGCUACCCUAUGGUAUUUAUAGCCUCAAUCUGAAAGCUGAUACUCAUCUAAGAACAUCAGAUGAAGUGAUUGGUGAAGUAAAGAUCAUCACUUGGUUGGAGAUCCAACCAUCUCCAUUGGUAGCUUUUAUCAAGGGUGGAGCUUCACGAUCUCAUGGUGUAUCUUCAAACUUGACAGUUGAUGGAGCGAACUCAUAUGACCCCGAUGUGAACCUUAGGUCAUCCAGUGACCUGACCUUUCUAUGGUACUGUGUAAUUGUUGAUCCUGACAUCAUGUACUCAUCUCUUGAUGCAGCACUACAAAAUACAGAUGAUGCUUGUUUUGAAGGUGAAGAAAUCAUGAUGAAUUCAUCCUCUUCCAAGGUUGAAAUAAUUACCAGCGAACUUCAGGCCAAUGUGAUUAUGAACCUCUGGCUCAUUGUUUCAAAGGAUGGAAGAACAUCCGACUCGACCCAACAAAGAAUCCAGUUAACACUGGGGCUAUUGCCAGAAAUAGAAAUCAGUUGCAUAAGUAACUGCAAUAUAUACUUCUUCACGGCUGAGCGUCUGGUCCUACAUGCCUCAUGCGGCAACUGUGACAGUGAGAAUGAAGAUGUAGUGUUUCGAUGGAGCCUUGAAUCGGGUCAUACCUCUGUUAUAGGUGAUUUGUCUUCCCAGACUUCUACAGGGCUUGACCAACCCUACCUGGUUGUCAAGCCUCACACAUUUGAUUCUAUAUCUGCAACGGGUAGCAUCAUCAUACGAGUUACUGGUUACCAUUCCAACUCCAGUUCAGACGGCUAUGCCGAAUUCAGCGUCAAAUUCAAUGCUCCACCCACAUCAGGCAGCUGUUUCGUAACACCCAUAGAUGGAUAUGCCCUACAAACAGACUUCACUGUCACAUGUCAAGGUUUCACUGAUGUGGAUGAUCCCUUAACAUAUGAGAUGGUGAUAUACAGCAGUGUGGAUGCAGUGGAUGGGGACUUUGUGGGCCUGGGAGAAGGUUUUCAACUUUAUGAAGGCAGUGAGUCAUCGCACGAUGGUCUGUAUCUCCCAGUUGGAGAUGGUGCACAUGAUUAUACUAUUCUACUUCAAGUUAAUGUGAUAGAUUGUUUCAUGGCUAGUACAUCAGUCUUCCUGAGUGCUAAAGUCCACCCUCCAACCAUAGAUACUGGAGGGGAAAAUGGUACUCAGGAACUACUGAACAUGACAUCAUCUGUUGAAUUCAAUGUGAACACAUUGUUAGCAGUAGGAGAUACAGGACAAGCUGCACAGCUCAUCAGUGCUCUUGGGUCCAUUCUUAAUUCCAUUGGAGAUGGGGAGGAUGAUGCUGAGGAUAAUGAUGAAUGGAGAGACACCAGAUCAGAGAUUCGUUCUUCUCUCGUUGACUCUGUUGCUGCCAUACCGGUAGAGUCUAUGUCAUCUCUGAGACAGAGCUCGGCUGCUCUAGCUGUCGUAACUCACAACAAGCGAGAGAUUUCUACUGAUGUACAGGUGAAAGCUGCAAAUGCGCUCUCCGAGAUGACAUCCUUCCUGAAAGCAGAGUCUGGGUCUUACACUCAAAGUCAAGGAACCAUCGAGUCGGCGGGUACCAUUCUUGUAGAGGGGUUAUCAAACAUUUUCAGUGCUGCCAAGGAAACAGAGAGUCUUCCCUCGGCAAACAACACUUCUCAAGAUGAAGAGGAAUCCAAGGCACAGUCUAAUAAGGAACUGACUGAAGCUGCUGUGUCUGCAAUCAAUGACAUCCAAGAUGCAAUAGUAGCAGGCAAGAUUCCCAGUGAGGAAGCUACCAUCAUUACAUCUCCCACUCUCAGCAUAGCAGUAGGCAGUAUCAGCAGAGACAUGCUCUCAGAGACUACAUUCAGAGGUUCUGAUAAUGAUGAUGGUGAUGCCGGUCUUGGUAGCUUUACGAUGCCUUCUCGUGAUGGAGUAUUAGAUGAUACUCUGAACAGUGCCAAUGGGACAGUAAUUAGUAUGCAGAUGUCGACGUUGAGAUGGAACCCAUUCAGUCGGCGAGCUGGAGGGGAAUCUCUUAAUCCUAGUAUCGUAGGAAUCCAACUAAAAGCAGAUCAAAAUACAUUACAAGUCCGAAACCUGUCUGAUUACAUCAGUGUGUACCUACCAGUAGAAGAACCCCUAUCAAAGGAUCCCCUCUCUUUCCACAUCACCAAGGACUUCUCAGCUUCUCUUCUUGUCAACCAUUCCUCUAUACCUGAGGAUGGAGCCUUGCACCUGAUAGUCAGAGCUGAGAAUGAACCCACGGUUACCCUGUCGAUCUGUACAGCCAAUAUCAGUAUCAAUGAGACAAGCUGUGUGGGAAAUGCUAUGGUAGUAAGAUCCAGCAACGAGGACCUGAUGAACACUGCUGCUAAUUUCACAUGGAGUGUCUCUGCGGCUGACUUGAGAGCUGCGGAUGGGAUGAUGAUCAGUCUAUAUGAUGGUAAAGAUCAGCCUGUCUAUGAACAUGACAACAUCACUCUCUCUAUUUUCAUGCACACGCCACAGUGCACUUUUUGGAAUGAAGACGUGCAGGCUUGGGGCAGCGCAGGAUGUAUGGGCGGUCCUCUUUCAAGUCCCACCAGAACCCACUGCCUAUGCAACCACCUCACCUUCUUUGGAUCCUCGCUCUUCGUCCCACCAAACAAGAUCAACAUCUUCAAGGAUGCCAAGCUGUUUCUUACCUUCGUAGAUAACCCUAUCGUAGUGAGCUUUGUAGCUUGCGUCCUGGCAGGCUUUGUCUUGGUGGCAGUGUGGGCAAGAAGGAAGGACAAGAGAGAUGCAAGAAGAGCUGCAGUCACUGUUUUAGAAGACAACGACCCCUACCACCAAUACCUCUACAAUGUCACUGUAGUAACAGGCAUUCGCCGUGGAUCAGGCACCACAGCAACUGUUACCCUCACACUGACGGGCAAGGAAGGUCAAAGUGAUCCACACGUCCUGCAUGACAGUUUCUCACCUAUCUUGGACAGAGGGUCAACGGAUUCAUUUCUGUUGACCACUGCCAAAGGCCUUGGGGAUAUUCAGGCUUUAAGACUGUGGCAUAACAAUGCAGGCAGUAGUCCUAAUUGGUAUGUGAGCCAUUGCAUAGUCCAUGAUCUAGAGAGUGAUGAGCGCUACUAUUUCAUCUGCAACAGCUGGAUGAUGGUGGAGUUUGGAGGCGUUGGUCUGGACAACACCUUCCAUAUAGCAUCAUCCAAAGACUUGCACAAAUUUGGACACCUGUUUACUGCACAGACUGUACGUGAUCUCCGUGAUGGCCACCUCUGGCUGUCGGUCCUGAUGCGUCCAAAGCACAGCAACUUCACCUGUCUGCAGCGGGUGUGGUGCUGCCUGUCCUUGCUCAUGUGCUGCAUGAUGACCAGCAUCAUGUUCUAUGGCAUUCCGAAUGAUCCGGCCGAUCAAGUCAUGGACUUUGGGACGUUUCGAAUCACCAUCAAAGAGAUCAUCAUCGGCAUUCAGAGCUCUCUCAUCGCCUUCCCUGUUAAUCUCCUUAUCGUUCAGAUCUUCAGACACAUCAGACCUAGUUUAAAGGUGCGAACAGCUGCUCAUAGAGAGAACGACAUGGUCAAAUCAAAGCCUGACAUUGCCCAUUCACUUUCUAGUAUUGACUUGGCCAGAAAGGAAGAUGUGGAGAGUGACUCAGCCGACCAUAAUGUCACAUCGACGAGCAUGUCAAAAUCAUUCCAAAAUGAGGAGAGAGAAACCUUACCAGGUCAUCUACAAUCACCAGAAAAGUCAUCUCAUCAUUGGGUCGGCGGAGGAGAUAGUUCUUCCACAUCUUCUAAAGAUGACAACCCUGGGAACUCUUCGGCUUCUUCCUCUACCACUACUCUGCCAUCCCGCAUCUCUUUUAAUAGUUCCAUGUUCCGCCAGGAGAUGGAUGAUUUUGUCUUACGAUCUGUCUCUGCAGUCAUGAAAGAAUGGGGCGGUGACAAGCGUUCCAAGCGCGUGGAGAUAUUCGGACAUGGAGGAUUAGACAAAGUAGACCGACCACAGAGUGAAGCAAAAGAAGACACAACUUCUCGAUCAAUCCAAGAGGACCCUAAACAAUUGAAAGAGGAAAUUGAUCUUGCAGAAUGUAGCAGAGAUUCCCCAGAUGAUCUUAAGCCACCACAGAUCCGUGGUGUCACUCACAACUACUACCUAUACUCGCGUUUGCUGGAUAUGGUCAAGGGACUGUCCUUAGCAGACAGGUUCUAUGACCCUGAGGAACAUAAGAAAGCUUUGAGCGAGGCACAGACCAUUGUCAUGACAGCAAUGAAAAUUGACACACCUCCUACAUCGCCUGAUGAGUCUCUGCUCUCUGAGGAUGUUUCUCUUGAAAAGAUUAAGCUGAAACAGAGAAUCAGGGGUCUUCCGCAUGCCUGUGUGUACAUUGCUUGGCUGUUGGUGUUCUCCACUGUGCUCGCUUCUUCAUACAUCACAAUGCUGUAUGGUCUCAAGUACGGCAAACAAUCCAGCAUCGACUGGUUGAUCUCUCUGUUUAUAGCUACCUUUCAGAGCAUCUUUAUCACACAGCCCAUCAAGAUUCUCUUUCUUGCUGUUUUUGUAUCUCUCAUCUUCAAACAGAUCGAACCAGAGGAGGAUUUUAGUGAUGAUAUUGAGGAACUUCAAGUGGCUAAUGCCCAAGAGACCCAAAGAGCACUUCAGAAACGAAGGAACACCAUGGCCCAUUACCAACCUCCAGCUGCUUCUGCCAUCCACUCUCACCUGAGGAACAAGCAACUGAAGACCCGCAUGUAUUCCCUGCUGUGGCAGAUUGCUGGUUUCCUAUGCUUCUUCUAUCUCCUCAUCACCAUCACCUACACUCAGAGAGACAGGCAGGCCUACUGGAUGACCAGAGGAACUAAGGGACUCUUCUUCUAUCACAAGAACAAGGAUUACCACUUGAUGAACGACUUCCGUAGUUUCCUGAAGUGGGCGGACUCAACACUUCUACCUGGCCUACUAAGUGAGAAUAGAUGGGGAGCAGAGAAACAAUCCACAUUGAUAGGAGGGGGUCUGAGACUAAGACAAGUCAGGGUCAAACCAAGUUCCUGUGAAACUCACCCCCUAUUUGUAGACCUGAUCAAUGACUGUCGAGCCCUUUUCACUCCAGAGUCGGAGGACAGAGAAUUAUACAAUGCAUCUUGGAGUCAACCCAUCGUAAACAUGUCUGCCUUGCUGAACUCCUCGCAAACAGUAGAAGAAUGGAGUCUCUCCAACUACUCUCCAUGGCAUUUCUACCCGGACAAAGCCGUGGGUAUGUGGGGUCACGCAACGUCGCUUCCAAGCAGUGGCUACAUCUGGGUAUUGGGCUCCAUGUAUGAAGAGGCUAAAGAUUCUUUGGCAGAAAUGGUGGAUGCUCGAUGGCUGGAUGCACGAACCAGAGCACUCUUUGUUGAGUGGACAUCAUACAAUGCAAACACCAAUCUCUUCUGCGUGGUCACUUUCCUCAUGGAGACCCCUGCAUCAGGUGGACUGCUGAAGCUACCUGAAGUUCAGGCAGUCAGGCUGCAUCGUUAUGCUGCUAAUUAUAAACUCUUUGUCAUCCUCUGUGAAAUCCUCUUUGUUGUGGCUCUGUUCUUUGUAAUGUAUCGAGAGUACGUCAGAUACAAGCCCAUCGGGAUCAGGAAGUACUUAAGCGACAAAUGGAACUUGUUGGAAAUUGCCAUCAUCGUCAAUUGCAUUGUAUCUGCUGGUCUGUACAUCUACCGCUAUGUUAUCACGAAGCAGCUCUUCAAGCAGAUGAGGGAUGAAUCUGUUCGCUUUGUAGGUUUCCGCACUGCCGCAACCAGUGACAAUGCUCUUGGCUACAGCUUGGCGGUUAUCAUCAUUCUCAGCUGUGUCAAGUUUCUCUACCUCUUGCGUCUCAACCCUCGCAUGUACCUUCUCACCUCGGUCAUAUCCGACUGCUACCAUGAGGUCAUAGCCUUCACCUUCCUGAUCUUCAUCCUCAUACUGAGCUUUGCUUUUCCCAUGACCAUCAUGUUCGGCAGUAACCUCCCAGACUACCGUGAUAUCACCAAAACGGCUCUCAACCUCUUCAUCACACUGCCAGAUAACUUUGUCUAUGAGGACUUGAAGUCUGUCCAGCGGGAGCUCGGUCCGCUGAUUCUCCUGUUAUUCCAGUUCUUGAGCUGCUACCUGUUCUUAGAUCUUUUGAUAGCUGCUCUCAAUGAAAGCAUGGUGACUAUCAGGAGACAUCCUCCUCCACCUUCAGAGAACAGAAUGCUAGGUCUUCUGCUUCUCUCAAAGAUAUUCUCUUUACUGGGUAUUCCAGACAGGUUUCACAUUAGCCUAGAUUAGUGGAACAACUGUAAAGCAAACUCAUACAAGUGAUUUGUGAUGAAACCGAUUUCAUGUUCUGUUAUCAUUACCUCUUUCUCCCAAGGCUACUUUUUUAGAACUGUAAUUAUCUAAUGAUGAAUAUUCUUAAAAGUUGAAUAAUGCAACUGAGGUUGAUUUUGAAUUCUAUAAUUGUUUAUAAUUUUUUUUAUUCCCGAUCCAAGUCUACUAUAUUGAAGUUCAACAUUCUAAAUAACUCAUGUUAACACCUGAUGACAUCAUGAUUAAAGGAGGAAAUUUGUUGAAUUAUUGAAAGUUAUUUUUAAAAUGUGAUGACUUUUUCAAUGUUCACUUACUUUUGAUAGUAAUUAGAAUUAUUUCAAUGUGAAUGAAAAUAUUUCAAUGCAUUUGGAUAAAUUAGCUUCCAACUCCGAUCAAUUAUUUGCAAAUUCAUAGUUUCAUGUUUCUGUCGCUUGUUUGCUAUAAUUGAAUGAAUUAUAAAUUUUUUAAUGAAGUUUAGAUUUGGAACAAGUUGGCAGAAAAUAAAUAUAUGCCUCCUCUCACGGUUCAAAAGUGUAAAUAGUUGAAUAUUAUCUACUUCGCAGCUUGAAGAUAGUCAUCUGAGGUCCUAAUUUUAAGGAAUUUACAACCAAAGUUAGUUUGAGCAAGAAACUUUAUUGAAGCAAUGUAGGGAUAUGUGUAUAAUUACUGCAAUGUAAUUUACACUAUGACAGUCAAAGGUACUUGUAUGUAUCAACAUAGACAUUUUUAGGCAGCAGUUGAGAGUUGUUAAAAUGAUUUCAAACAUAGUUUGCUCAAAUGUUAUAAUUUUCGUGAGAUUUGGUGUCCAUUUGCUUCUAAAUCUUGCCAAUUAGACGUGUAAAAUAAACAACAAAAUUUCUAACAUGUGAUGGGAAUUAACAUUUUGUUGAAAAAGGCAUUAUGUAUUGAAGUGUUCCACUAUUUUAGAUAUAUCUUCCAUAUAAAUUGCUGCUUAUUCAACAAUUAUGAUGCCAAUGUACGUGUUUUAAAAUGAUUGUAGUCAGUGGAGUAAUGACUUCAUGACUGCGGUUAGUAGAUUUUGAUAGUGUUUCAUGACUUUAAAGAGCUGAAUGUGUUCAAAUUCUGAUCAACAUGUAUGUUGUUUCAUUGGAUCAUUACUCAUGAACUGUGAUAUUCAUGAUAUUUGCAACCAUAGUUAUACACCAAUAUAAUUAUUUUAAAUGAUGGAGAAGAAAUUGAUUUUACAGUGCCCACAUUGCUUCCUGUUAUCGAUGAAUAUUUAAAAGGGAUGAAAUAUAAAUUGCACCUUUCCAUUCUGAUGCUAUAGCCAGUGAUUUAUCCUGCAACUAGACAGUUAUCAAUUCAAUAGUUUGAACUACUUUUGAUUUCUAUGAGAAUGUAUGAAAAUCGGUUGAUCAACUUUUAUUCUUUGCUAUGAACAUAAAUAUGCUCUGUAAACUG
Molecule: messenger RNA, 9626 nt
Organism: Strongylocentrotus purpuratus (purple sea urchin)
Lineage: Eukaryota; Metazoa; Echinodermata; Echinoidea; Camarodonta; Strongylocentrotidae
Gene: REJ3
Product: receptor for egg jelly 3
Exons: 28
Coding region: 138-8183 (2681 amino acids)
Biological process (GO): detection of mechanical stimulus
Cellular component (GO): membrane
Molecular function (GO): protein binding; calcium channel activity; carbohydrate binding
Source: RefSeq, a predicted model, not a curated record